This is a messenger RNA of Westerdykella ornata, 1632 nucleotides long. Its product is annotated as cyclin-like protein. Gene Ontology annotation, biological process: transcription preinitiation complex assembly; transcription initiation at RNA polymerase II promoter. Lineage: Eukaryota; Fungi; Ascomycota; Dothideomycetes; Pleosporales; Sporormiaceae. The transcript has 3 exons. Bases 1 to 1632 code for a protein of 543 amino acids. Gene Ontology annotation, cellular component: transcription preinitiation complex; nucleus. Gene Ontology annotation, molecular function: RNA polymerase II general transcription initiation factor activity; TBP-class protein binding. The record is from RefSeq and is a predicted model, not a curated record.
AUGAGCAGCCGCCGUCUCUUCCUCCUCCUCCACGAACCAGUCCUCCUGCACGGGCGCAGCCUCGCCCUCGGUCUGAGCGCCCUCCAGUUCUACCUGCUGCGUCUCGUACGCCUUCAACUCGCUUGCGAUGUCGGCCUCCUCGGGAGAUGCCGGUGCCUUGGGGAUAACGAACUUCUGGACAUGGCCUUCGGCGUCGGAUGCCUUCAGCGUCGGCGGCUUGUAGUUCCUCAACUCCCGGAGGUAAAGGUCCUGCACGAUAUCGGCUGGAGCACGUCAGGACAUGUCAAGUCUGGCUUGCGGCGAGCAAUUGAGGUCAAAUCACCUUGGCGGACAGCAGUCGGGACGAUGAAGGAACCGUCAAUGGCGAAUGGAACAAUGGGGAUUACCGAAGCCCUGAUGGAUUGCGCAAGCAUGGUGUCGGAUAUCUGCAACUGCUGCCUUCACAUCCCCCACCCUCCACCUCCACCUCGACUUCGGCCUCCCCACUGCGAAGGCUCAGAGUGUCCCGGUUCCAAAGUCUUGCGCGGAAAACCGUCGACACAAGUCAUUAUGAGCUACGCUCCGGACGGUCGGCUCCUCUCGCCUGGAGAGGUAUAUGAACCCGCAACUCCAGCGGAACCCAAGGAGGAAGAAUGGCGGGAGAAGUUGGAUGUUAUACUGAUCUGUCCGGACUGCCGGUCGGAUCCUCCAGUGCUUGUAGAGGAGUUCUCAUCUGGUGACACCGUGUGCGGAGAGUGCGGCCGCGUCCUCGCCGAGCGUCUCAUCGACACCCGCUCAGAGUGGCGUACAUUCUCCAACGACGAUCAGGGCAACGAUGACCCCUCGCGUGUGGGUGACGCCGCAAAUCCUCUCCUCCACGGCUCCCAGCUUUCUACAGAGAUCGCCUUUGACGGCGGCCACCGUGUUCGUGAACUCGCGCGUGCCCAGAACAAAGCCACCCACGACAAGACGAACAAGAACCUCCAAGCCGCAUACAGCCAGAUCACCCAGUUCGUGGAGACGGCGGGCAUCACCAAAGUGAUUGGGGAGACGGCCAAGAUUCUCUUCAAGAAACAAGAUGAGGCCAAGAUUCUCAAGGGCAAACCCAUGGACGCCAUCAUUGCGGGCUGUAUCUUCAUCGCCUGUCGGCAGCAUCAAGCCCCCCGAAGCUUCCGGGAGAUCUUUAAACUGACCCGCGUGUCCAAGAAGGAGAUAGGAAGGACCUUCAAAGUUCUGGAGACAUACCUCAGCAAGGAGAUUCGUGAACAGGAGAAGAAGAUGACCAACGGUGGGCAGCUGUCCGGAUUCAAGCAUACGAAGUCGACGGAUGCUUCCGAACUCAUUCUACGUGCGUGCAACAAUCUUGGACUUCCUGCCAGCGUCGGCAUCACCGCUCAAGAGGCUGCCGUUCGCGUCGCCGACUUGGGCGUCGCCGCUGGACGUUCACCCCUCUCCAUCACCGGGGCUUGCAUCUACCUGGUCGCACAUCUCAUGGGCCAUCCUACUUCGCCGAAGGAAAUUGGCCAAGCGGUCGACGUCAGCGACGGGACCAUCCGCACGGCCUACAAGCUGCUCUACCAGGCCGUGGACAAGAUCAUCGACGACAGCUGGUUACCCAGAGGGGCGGAUCGAUCGCGCAUCCCGCCCGCCUAA